Chaetura pelagica (chimney swift) is the source of this 3759-nucleotide messenger RNA. RefSeq names its product cell adhesion associated, oncogene regulated (gene CDON). The record is from RefSeq and is a predicted model, not a curated record. Bases 1 to 3759 code for a protein of 1252 amino acids. Gene Ontology annotation, cellular component: plasma membrane; axon. The transcript has 19 exons. Gene Ontology annotation, biological process: axon guidance; cell-cell adhesion; nervous system development. NCBI's taxonomy places the organism in Eukaryota, Metazoa, Chordata, Aves, Apodiformes, Apodidae. Gene Ontology annotation, molecular function: protein binding.
AUGCAUCCAGACCCCAGAUGCUUACAGGCACUGCUCUGCAUCACUGCCACGGGACUCAUCACUGCCAUGAGUUCAGAUUUAACUCCCCAUUUUAUUUCUGAGCCCUUGUCCACUGUUCAGAAGCCUGGUGGGCCUGUCCGCCUCAGCUGCUCUGCCGAGCCCCCCACAGCUCAUCUCUCUUGGCUGUUGAAUGGGAAGCCUCUGGAUAGCAAGGUGGGAGAAGUGGAAGUGCAGCCGGGAUCCCUGACAAUCACCUCCCUCAGCCCGCCAGCCCUGGGGCGCUAUCAGUGUGUUGCCAGCAGCAGCGCGGGUGCCGUUGUCAGCAGCCCUGCCACGGUAUCCAUGGGCAGUAAGUCCAAUUUUGACGCGGCAGUGAAAGCUGCUGUUGCAGCAGAAGAGGGAGGCUCAGCUUUCAUAGGCUGCAAGGUGCCAGAAAGUAACCCUAAAGCACAGGUUCGCUUCCAAGUGCGGGGAAAAUGGCUGGAACAAUCAACAGACAACUACCUAAUUCUUCCAUCUGGAAACCUGCAGAUUUUGAAUGUAUCUUUAGAAGACAAAGGAUCCUAUAAAUGUGCAGCGUACAACCCAGUUACUCAUGAUCUCAGAGUAGAAUUCCCUGGACACAAGCUCAUAGUCACACGCCCUUCCUCAGGUGACUUCCACAUCCUGCACCCACUGUCCCCACAGAGCCUGGCAGUGCCCCGGUACAGCUCCCUGACACUGGAGUGCGUGGUCCAAGGGUUGCCUCCAGCUUCUGUCCGCUGGGUGAAGGAUGGCCGGGAUGCGCUGAGCAAAGGAAGGUGGAAACUGCUGCACUCCCACCUGGAGACGGACAGGCUGGAAGCAUCGGACUCGGGAAAUUACUCCUGUGUGGUGGGAAGUGGAUUGGGAGUAGUGAAAUCCGUGAACUAUUCGCUCACUGUACUUGAACCUGCCUUAAUCUCCAAGGGCCUGCAGGAUGAAACUGCUGCUGCUGGAGCCACCGUGCACUUCUGGUGCGAGGUCCAUGGAAGCCCUGCUCCCAGCCUCACCUGGCUCCACAAUGCAGCUCCCCUCCCUCCUUCUUCACGACAUCUCCUUAUGGGAAACCGUCUGCAGAUCCGCGGGGUCACUCAGGGGGACUCUGGCCUGUACCAGUGUGUAGCAGACAACAGGGUCGGAUUUGCACAGUCCACUGGGAGACUUCGUGUCCAGCCAGGCAGAGGCUCUAGGCCAGUUAUAGUCUCUCCCCCAGUAAGUGUCACUGUGACAGGUGGCGGGGACGUCACACUCUCCUGCAAUGCCACUGGCCUACCCCUUCCCGUCAUUCACUGGUAUGACACCAGAGGACUGAUUCCCAGCCACCCUUCCCAGGUGCUUCCCUCAAAACCACAGAAACCUCCUCCAGCCUUGCCAGGUGACACUGUCAUGGAUCCCACCUCCUUCUCUGUGACUCACACAGGCUCCAGCUCCUUGCUUGUGAGGAGUAUGACUCCGGAGCGUGCCAGGCAGUACACGUGCAAAGCCACCAACGAGCACGGCUCUGUGGUGUCAACAGCCUUCCUGACAGUUGUUCCUCUAGAAACUGGCACAACAGCAGAAAUGGCUCCCAUGGAGGUUGCCCGGAGCAAGGGUGAUUUUGGGGCAGAAACGACGUUUCCAAGCUCACUGCCAACAAUAUCCCACACGGACCCAGCUGUGACGGACAAAGCGUGGGAUGCUGCUGCUCCCCCCGAAGCCCCCAUCAUCCUCAGCCCCCCCCAGACACUGAAGCCCAACAUGUACAACCUGGUCUGGCGCCCGGGGCGAGAUGGGGGCUUGCCCAUCAAUGCCUAUUUUGUCAAAUACCGCAAGCUGGAUGACAGCGUCAGCGCGCUGGGGAGCUGGCACACGGUGCGUGUCCCCGGCAGCGAGAACGAGCUGCGACUCACCGAGCUGGAGCCUUCCAGCCUCUACGAGGUUCUGAUGGUGGCCAGGAGUGCUGCUGGAGAGGGCCAGCCUGCCAUGCUGACCUUUCGCACCAGCAAAGAAAGAACAUCAUCCUCGAAGAACACUCAGGCUCCGUCUCCCCCAGUGGGCCUUCCUAAAUAUCCUGUCAUUCAUGAAGGGACAAGUAAUUUUGGAGUUGUCCUUCCAGACCUGUCUCGACACAGUGGGGUUCCAGAAGCACCCGACCGCCCCACCAUCUCCACUGCGUCGGAAUCAUCUGUCUAUGUCACCUGGAUACCACGAGCAAAUGGUGGCUCCCCCAUUACUGCCUUUAAAGUGGAGUAUAAACGUCUGGGUCGAAACAGUGACUGGCUAAUUGCAGCUGACAACAUUUCUCCUUCUAAGCUCUCUGUGGAAGUUCGUAACUUGGAGCCAGGAGAAAUGUACAGGUUCCGUGUGAUUGCUGUGAACAACUACGGGGAGAGCCCACGCAGCGCUGCCUCCCGCCCCUACCAAGUGGCCGGAUUUACCGGCAGGUUUUCCAGCCGCCCCAUCGCAGGACCCCACAUCGCGUACACCGAAGCCAUCAGCGACACGCAGAUCAUGUUGAAAUGGACAUACAUUACAUCAAGCAACAACAACACACCCAUCCAAGGAUUUUAUAUCUAUUACCGGCCCACGGACAGCGACAAUGACAGUGACUACAAGAGGGAUAUUGUGGAAGGAACGAAGCAAUGGCACUUGAUAAAUCACCUGCAGCCAGAAACCUCCUAUGACAUUAAAAUGCAGUGCUACAACGAGGGUGGGGAGAGUGAGUACAGCAACGUGAUGAUCUGCGAAACCAAAGUGAAACGCACACCAGGAGCAUCCGAAUAUCCAGUGAAAGACCUGAGCACGCCCCCAAGUGCCCCCGAGCGGGUUGGAGGAGGAGGAUCUGGGCCAUCCAAUGGCCCCGUUCGGAGCAGUGACAUGUUGUACCUGAUUGUGGGCUGCGUCCUGGGGGUGAUGGUCCUUAUCCUCAUCGUCUUCAUUGCCAUGUGCCUGUGGAAGAACCGGCAGCAAAACACCAUGCAGAAAUACGACCCUCCUGGCUAUCUGUACCAAGGGGCAGACCUCAAUGGGCAGAUGAUUGAGUACACAACCUUACCUGGCACAAGCCGAGUCAACGGCAGCAUCCACGGGAGCUUCAUAGGCAAUGGCAGCCUGGGCAAUAGCUGCCCUCAUGGAGUCAAUGUCCCAAAUGGAGUCAAUGGGAUGAUGAACGGGGGAGCUGGAAUGUACCCUGGGCAUACCAGCUCCCUGGCCAGGACACACGUGGACUAUGAACAUUCCCACCAUCUUGUCAAUGGCAGUGGGCUGUACACAGCAGUGCCACAGGCUGACCCCUCCGAGUGCAUCAGCUGCCGGAAUUGUCGGAACAAUAACAGGUGUUUCACCAAAACCAGCAGCACUUUCAGCAGUACCACACUGCCUGUCAUGCCCCUCGUUGCACCUUAUCAGCAGGAGGGCUUGGAGAUGAAACCUCUCAAUCAUCAUGUCAUGAUGGCCAUGUGCUUGGCCUCCAGUGUCCCAGAAUGCAGCACCCAGAUGGAGGAGGACAACAAGGAGAAAGUGGAUCAGCCCUCUGCCCCUCAUUCCAGCUGUCGGGAAGGCAUCAACCAGCUCUCUGUGGGCUGCAGUGAUGGUGACAGCUGUGCACAUUCAGAGACAUCAAACCACAUUUUGAGCUGGAGUCCCCUUAUUUUGCAGCCUGUUCCAAAGGACUGUAAGGAAAAACCAGGAUGGAGUUCAUCCAGAAUCACCUUAAAUGGUUCUGGGGACCUUCAGCAGCUCCAGCUCCAGGAGACCUGA